UAAAAUGUCAUCCAAUGCACCCUAUUAGGUUUCAACUUUCAACCAUGGCGCAUCUCGGCGGUGGCGCUGAAGCCCACGCACGGUUCAAACAGUACGAAUACAGAGCAAACUCCAGUCUAGUUCUAACCACCGAUUCUCGUCCACGUGAAACUCACGAACCCACCGGAGAACCAGAAUCACUUCGGGGAAGAAUCGAUCCAAAAAACUUCGGUGACCGUGUUGCUCACGACCGUCCACCGGAACUCAACGACAAAAUCAACGCGGCGAAGAAAAAGAAGAAGGAAAGGGAACGUGAUCCGAUUGAUUCUGUUUCGACGAGACGCAGUAAACGCCGUCGUCUUCAGGAAGAAAGUGUUUUAACUGCUACUGAUGACGGUGUUUAUCAGCCGAAGACGAAGGAGACUCGUGCUGCUUAUGAAGCUAUGUUGAGUGUUAUUCAACAGCAGCUUGGUGGUCAGCCGUUGAGUAUUGUUAGCGGUGCGGCGGAUGAGAUUCUUGCUGUUUUGAAGAAUGAUACUGUUAAGAAUCCUGAUAAGAAGAAGGAUAUUGAGAAGCUUUUGAAUCCUAUUCCUGUUCCUGUGUUUGAUCAGCUUGUUUCGAUUGGGAAGUUGAUAACUGAUUUUCAGGAGGUUGGGGAGGCUGUUAAUGGGUCUGGUGGUGAUGUGGAUGGUGGUCUUGAUGAUGAUGUCGGUGUUGCGGUUGAGUUUGAAGAGAAUGAAGAUGAUGAGGAUGAGGAGAGUGAUCUUGAUGUUGUUCAGGAGGAUGAAGAGGAAGUGGAGGAUGAUAUUGCUGAAGCUAAUGGUUCUGGUGGUAUGCAAAUGGGUGGUGGUAUUGAUGAUGAGGAUAUGGAGGAUGCUAAUGAAGGGAUGAAUUUGAAUGUGCAGGAUAUUGAUGCUUAUUGGUUACAGAGGAAAAUUUCUCAUGCUUUUGAGCAGCAGAUUGAUCCGCAACAAUGUCAGAAGCUUGCUGGGGAAGUGUUAAAUAUUUUGGCUGAGCCCGAUGAUAGGGAAGUUGAGAAUAAGCUUUUGUUUCAUUUGGAGUUUGACAAGUUUAGUUUUAUUAAGUUUUUGUUGCGAAAUAGGCUGAAGAUUGUGUGGUGUACUCGUUUGGCUAGGGCACAAGAUCAGGAGGAGAGGGAGAAGAUUGAAGAAGAGAUGAAUGGUUCUGAUUUGUUGCAGCCGAUUUUGGAGCAGUUGCAUGCUACCAGGGCAUCUGCUAAGGAGAGACAGAAAAACUUGGAGAAGAGUAUAAGAGAAGAGGCUAGAAGGUUGAAAGAUGAUACUGUUGGAGAUGGAGACAAGGAGAGAGAUAGGGAUAGAGAUAGAAGAAGGAGGGGAGUUGAUAGAGAUGGCGAGAGUGGCUGGUUGAAGGGUCAACGUCAGAUGCUUGAUUUAGAUAACCUUGCUUUUGAACAAGGUGGUUUGUUUAUGGCGAAUAAAAGACGUGAUCUUCCUUAUGGGUCUUAUAGGAAUCUUAGCAAAGGUUAUGAAGAAAUUUAUGUUCCGGCAUUGAAAGCUAAACCCCUUGAUCCUAAUGAGAAGCUUUGGAAGAUUUCUGCUAUGCCUGAUUGGGCACAACCAGCUUUCAAAGGAAUGACACAAUUGAAUAGAGUGCAGAGCAAAGUUUAUGAAACUGCUCUCUCUAAGCCAGAUAAUCUUUUGCUAUGUGCUCCAACUGGUGCUGGAAAAACCAACGUUGCUGUUCUUACUAUCCUUCAACAGAUUGACCAACACAGGAAUCCCGACGAUGGUUCUAUUGACCACAGUGCAUAUAAAAUUGUUUAUGUUGCACCAAUGAAAGCUCUUGUGGCUGAGGUUGUUGGUAACCUGUCUAACCGGUUGCAAGAAUAUAAUGUUAAGGUUAGGGAGCUCAGUGGAGACCAGUCACUAACAAGGCAGCAGAUAGAAGAGACUCAGAUCAUCGUGACAACUCCCGAGAAGUGGGAUAUCAUCACACGAAAAUCAGGAGACCGAACUUAUACACAGCUUGUGAAGCUUCUCAUCAUCGAUGAGAUUCAUCUCCUCCACGAUAACAGAGGGCCUGUUCUUGAGAGUAUUGUUGCUAGAACACUCAGGCAGAUAGAAACAACAAAAGAUUUUAUCCGUUUGGUGGGAUUGUCGGCAACUCUCCCUAACUAUGAAGAUGUGGCAAAAUUCUUGCGUGUUAAUCCGGACAAGGGGCUGUUUUAUUUCGAUAACAGUUACAGACCUGUGCCUCUUUCUCAACAAUAUGUGGGAAUCACAGUAAAGAAGCCGCUUCAGAGGUUCCAAUUGAUGAACGAUAUCUGUUAUGAAAAAGUUAUGGGUGUAGCUGGUAAGCAUCAAGUUCUUAUCUUUGUACAUUCAAGGAAAGAAACUGCCAAAACUGCUAGAGCCAUCAGAGAUGCCGCACUUGCAAAUGAUACUCUUGGUAGAUUCCUUAAAGAAGAUAGUGCAAGCCGUGAGAUUCUUCACACUCAUACUGAUCUUGUGAAGAGUAGUGACCUUAAAGAUCUUCUGCCGUAUGGUUUUGCUAUUCAUCAUGCUGGUAUGACAAGGACAGAUCGGCAACUUGUUGAGGAUCUGUUUGCUGAUGGACAUGCACAAGUUUUGGUAUCUACUGCUACCCUUGCCUGGGGUGUGAAUCUCCCAGCCCAUACAGUUAUUAUCAAAGGGACACAGAUUUACAACCCUGAAAAAGGGGCCUGGACUGAACUGAGUCCUCUCGAUGUCAUGCAGAUGUUGGGUCGUGCCGGAAGGCCCCAAUAUGACUCUUAUGGUGAGGGAAUAAUUGUUACUGGACACAGUGAGCUGCAGUAUUAUCUCUCUCUGAUGAACCAGCAACUUCCUAUUGAGAGCCAGUUUAUUUCCAAGCUGGCCGAUCAGCUGAAUGCAGAGAUUGUUCUCGGUACUGUCCAAAAUGCGAAGGAAGCCUGUCAUUGGCUUGAAUACACUUACUUGUCUGUCCGUAUGGAAAGGAAUCCUUCUCUAUAUGGUUUAGCUCAGGAUGCCCUAACAAGAGAUGAAACAUUGGAGGAGGAGAAGAGCCAUUCAAAAAAAAAAAUAUUGGAGGAGAGGAGGGCUGAUUUGAUUCACACAGCUGCAACCAUCUUAGAUAGAAAUAAUUUGGUGAAGUAUGAUAGGAAGAGUGGAUAUUUUCAGGUCACCGACCUGGGUCGAAUUGCAAGUUACUAUUAUAUAACACACAGAACCAUAUCCACAUAUAAUGAGCAUUUGAAGCCUACUAUGGGGGAUAUAGAGCUUUGUCGAUUGUUCUCACUGAGUGAAGAAUUCAAGUAUGUAACUGUAAGGCAAGAUGAGAAGAUGGAGCUCGCAAAGCUUUUAGAUCGCGUUCCCAUUCCCAUCAAGGAAAGUCUGGAAGAGCCAAGUGCCAAGAUCAAUGUUUUACUGCAAUCUUACAUCUCACAGUUAAAGCUUGAAGGGCUCUCGAUGACAUCUGAUAUGGUUUUUAUAACCCAGAGUGCUGGACGUCUUUUGCGGGCUCUUUUUGAGAUUGUCCUGAAACGCGGCUGGGCACAAUUGGCUGAGAAGGCUUUGAACUUAUGCAAGAUGGUGACCAAGAGGAUGUGGAGUGUCCAAACUCCUCUUCGUCAGUUCAAUGGAAUUCCAAGUGAUAUAUUAAAAAGUUUGGAGAAGAAGGAUUUGGCUUGGGAAAGGUAUUAUGACCUGUCAUCACAAGAGAUAGGUGGACUUAUUCAUGCAACGAAGAUGGGGAGGACCCUUCAUAAAUUUAUCCAUCAAUUUCCAAAGCUGAAUCUUGCAGCACAUGUGCAGCCCAUUACUCGCACAGUUUUGGGGGUUGAGCUCACAAUUACUCCAGAUUUUGCAUGGGAUGACAGAAUACAUGGAUAUGUUGAGCCGUUCUGGGUGAUUGUGGAGGAUAAUGAUGGUGAAUAUAUCCUUCAUCACGAGUAUUUUUUGCUGAAAAAACAGUAUAUUGAGGAGGAUCACACUUUAAAUUUCACAGUGCCAAUAUAUGAGCCUCUUUCUCCUCAAUACUUCAUCCGUGUUGUUUCUGAUAAAUGGCUGGGAUCCCAAACUGGUUUGCCAGUUUCUUUCAGGCAUCUAAUAUUACCUGAAAAGUAUCCUCCACCUACUGAACUAUUGGAUCUGCAACCACUGCCGGUUACUGCCUUGAGAAAUCCAUCCUAUGAAUCUCUUUAUCAGGAGUUUAAGCAUUUCAAUCCGGUACAAACACAGGUCUUCACAGUGUUGUAUAAUUCUGACGACAAUGUCUUAGUUGCUGCUCCAACUGGGAGUGGCAAGACUAUAUGUGCAGAAUUUGCAAUUUUGAGGAAUCAUCAAAAAUUGCCUGACAGUGUCAUGCGUGUUGUUUAUGUUGCACCUAUCGAAGCUCUUGCCAAGGAACGGUAUCGUGAUUGGGAGAAGAAGUUUGGGGGUGGUCUCAAGUUGAAGGUAGUGGAGUUAACAGGAGAAACUGCUACUGAUCUAAAACUGCUUGAGAAAGGUCAGGUUAUUAUUAGUACUCCAGAGAAAUGGGAUGCUUUGUCCCGCCGCUGGAAACAGAGGAAACAUGUUCAGCAAGUUAGUCUCUUCAUCAUUGAUGAGCUCCACUUAAUUGGAGGUCAAGGAGGUCCCAUUUUAGAGGUUAUUGUAUCCAGGAUGAGAUAUAUAGCUAGUCAGGUUGAAAACAAGAUUCGUAUUGUGGCUUUGUCAACUUCACUUGCAAAUGCAAAGGAUCUGGGAGAAUGGAUUGGAGCUACAUCCCAUGGCCUUUUCAAUUUCCCCCCUGGUGUUCGUCCUGUUCCAUUGGAAAUUCACAUUCAAGGUGUAGAUAUUGCUAAUUUUGAGGCUAGGAUGCAGGCAAUGACCAAACCAACUUACACUUCUAUUGCCCAACAUGCCAAGAAUGGGAAACCUGCUAUUGUAUUUGUCCCUACAAGAAAGCAUGUUCGACUGACAGCUGUGGAUUUGAUUACAUACUCAGGUGCAGACAGUGGCGAGAAGCCUUUUUUGCUGCGGUCUAUAGAAGAGCUUGAACCUUUUAUUAACAAGAUCAGUGAUGAAAUGUUGAAAGUCACCUUACGUGAAGGUGUUGGCUACUUGCACGAAGGCUUGAAUAGUCUUGACCAUGACAUCGUAGCGCAACUGUUUGAAGCUGGCUGGAUUCAGGUCUGCGUUUUAUGCAGUUCCAUGUGUUGGGGAGUGACACUGUCCGCUCAUUUGGUGGUUGUAAUGGGAACACAGUACUAUGAUGGGCGGGAGAAUGCUCAGACAGAUUACCCAGUUACUGAUUUGCUACAAAUGAUGGGUCAUGCUAGCCGUCCUUUGGUGGACAAUUCUGGAAAAUGCGUCAUCUUAUGCCAUGCAUCACGUAAAGAGUACUACAAGAAGUUUCUUUAUGAAGCAUUCCCAGUUGAAAGCCACCUUCAUCACUUCUUGCAUGACAACUUAAAUGCUGAAAUUGUUGCUGGGAUUAUUGAGAACAAGCAAGAUGCUGUAGAUUACCUUACAUGGACAUUUAUGUACAGGAGGCUCACCCAGAAUCCUAAUUACUACAAUUUACAAGGAGUUAGUCAUAGGCAUCUUUCUGACCACCUCUCAGAGAUGGUGGAAAAUACAUUGAGUGAAUUAGAAGCAAGCAAGUGUGUUGCUAUUGAGGAUGAUAUGGAUCUUUCUCCUCUUAACCUUGGAAUGAUUGCGUCAUAUUAUUACAUCAGUUACACAACAAUUGAAAGGUUUUCAUCAUCAUUGUCCUCAAAAACAAAAAUGAAGGUUCUGUUGGAGGUUCUGUCAUCUGCAUCAGAGUAUGCUCACCUUCCAAUUCGACCUGGGGAAGAAGAGGUGGUUCGUAGGUUAAUCAACCACCAAAGGUUUUCCUUUGAAAACCCGGAAGUCACUAACCCACAUGUUAAAGCAAAUGCUUUGCUGCAGGCCCAUUUCUCUAGGCAAUUUGUUGGUGGCAAUCUAUCACUGGACCAGAGGGAGGUACUGCUUUCUGCAAACAGACUGCUACAGUCAAUGGUUGAUGUAAUAUCGAGCAAUGGUUGGUUGAGCAAGGCUCUUCUUGCUAUGGAAGUAAGUCAAAUGGUAACACAAGGAAUGUGGGAGCGAGAUUCUAUGUUGCUACAGCUUCCACACUUCACAAAGGAUUUGGCUAAGAAAUGCCAGGAGAACCCAGGGAGGAGUGUAGAAACUGUCUUUGAUUUGUUAGAGAUGGAAGAUGACGAGAGACGGGAAUUGUUGAACAUGACAGAUUCGCAGCUUUUGGAUAUUGCUCGAUUUUGCAACCAUUUUCCUAAUAUUGAUUUGACAUACGAAAUCUUGGACAAUGACAAUGUGCGAGCUGGGGAUGAUGUAACACUACAGGUUACUCUGGAACGGGAUCUCGAGGGAAAAACAGAAGUAGGACCCGUCAAUGCUCCUAGGUAUCCGAAAGCCAAGGAAGAAGGGUGGUGGCUUGUUGUUGGUGAUACCAAAACCAACAUGUUGCUUGCAAUUAAACGUGUGUCGUUGCAGCGUAAGUUGAAAACCAAACUAGAGUUUCCUGUUCCUUCUGAUGCUGGAAAGAAAUCCUAUGUCCUCUACUUCAUGUGUGAUUCUUACAUCGGUUGUGAUCAGGAGUAUGGUUUCACCCUUGAUGUUAAGGAAGCAGAUGGUGAUGAUGAAUGAAUUAAAAAUUUCAUGAAAGCUGCAAAUGAGAAAAGGAUAAUACUUCCAUGCUGAAGUUUUUAUUUGUUCUGGUAAAUACUAUACUUAUUCUUAUUUAAAAGUUUACUGAUUAUAGAGUAUUCAGUACUAAUUACAUGCCUUAACAUUGUGGCUGGUAAUGAAGUAAUUGCAGCUAGAAAUAACAUAAGGAUGUAACACUGUAGGCUGAUUAUGGAAAAACUGUAACACUGGAACAUUUUUGUUCAUUUUCUUGAGGAUUAAUGGUAUCAAUUGUAAUGACCAAAUCCUUAAUUUUCCCAUAUCCAACCCGGAGAACUCGUUAUUAUGUCUCCAUACAUGCUUUUAUAUGGUUUUGGAGAUCUGCUGAACUUAGCUUUUUCUGUAGUUGUACAGCAGUUUGGUUAUCCAAGUUUAUUUUCCCAACUUGAAAGAUAACACACAAUUUGAUGUCAAAGCAAACCCCUUUUUUAACCAUCUAAAUUUUGUCGUUAUCGAUUGCUUAAACUUAUUGAAUGUUUGUGAGUUAGCAAUAUGAUUUAUGACUGUACAGUUUGUAGUAGUAUAUGGAACAAAUAGUUAUGACUUGUUGAAUAUAUUUAUUAUUUUUUUUCAAAAACAAAUUUCUUCUCUUUCACUGUAUCAUGUGUUUUUACACUAAACAGUUUGCUUGUUAUCGUUUUUACUCCUUCCGGUCCUUUCUAUAAGAAACACUUUGAAAAAAUCACAGACCAAGUAAGCACAAUUAACAUAGUUAUUUUCAUUUAAUAGUCUUAUAAAUUUAAAUAUAUUUCAUGUAUAUCCUUAUUUAAUUAGUCUUUAUUCAACUAACUUACUUAUUUUUAAAUUCCUUCUCAUAAUAAAUAAGGACAUAAGUGAAAUUGAACAUUUAAAAUAUUUGAAAAUUUGUCAAAGUUUCUUAUAAAAAUGACCAAUUUUUUCCCCAAAUUGUUUCUUAUAAAAAAGAUAGGAGAGAGUAUAUAACAUUUGCUGUCUCAGGCAUUUGUGUUUAAUUGUAGACUUGAGAGAAUCACUUCUGCCAAUGCUAGAGCCAUUAGUAUCAAAUGGACCACUUCUCAUGUCAUACUCCAAAAUUCCUUCAAGUGUAUCCUUUUUCAAUUCCCCUUCAUGCUUUUUUUCCCUAAUUUUUCUAUCAUUUUGCAUUUUCAAUUGCCACAUAGUAUUCUUGUAUUCUUGACACUUGAAUUCUUAGAGUUAUUGUUUCAAUUAAUUAGAAACGCUAUCAUAUAUUCUUGUACAUACCCAUUGCACAUAUGGAUUGUGGUCAGUAACUUCCUUUACUCCUCUUAUUUAUUCAUUUUUACUUUUUAAGAUCAUUUAGGAUUUUUAUCUUCUUCAUUAUUAAUCCCUUGAUGUUCUUCGGGUGGACUAUACCGCGGUGUUUGUUUUCCGGCUCUUGAUGCUUGUCGAUAAUGGGUUUGCUGCAAGAAUGGGUUUGUAAGCCCUUCCAUCCAUUCACUUUUUAUAUAUUUAGCUGGUUUUCUUCAUUAUUACUAUGGUAGAUGAGAUGUGGUGUUUCGCUGUUCUGUUCUGAUGUGUUGUGUUUCUUUUAAUCUAUCUAAUUGAAGUUAAGCUAUAUCUAAAUGUACAAUAACCUGCACUUUAUAACUAAGGUUCUUGUACUCUAUUGAUCACCAGUUCAUAUAGAUAUUGAUAUCAUUGAUAGAAUCAAUCUGUAUGCCACAGUUUACUUGUGGUGACAUAGUAUUAGAUGCAAUAACUUUAGUAUGAGCAAAAUUUUGAGACCUCUUCUAGCUUAGCCAAGGUCGUGGGUUCGAUUCCUAGCUUGGGCUUGCAGCAACAUUAAAAUUCUUAGGGAGAGUUUGCCACCCGUCGCAAAUGUACAAUUGCAACAUUUUCUUUAAAAGGUUAGAUCAUUUUGAACUUAGAUCUUUGAUAAAGGAAUCAUGGCUUCUUUAAAAGGUUAGUCAUUUUGAACUAUGACAACAUUUAAAGAUUAUAUUAUGUCUCCAACACCAAUUAUUUAGUGAUUUUGUUGAUAUAUUGGAUCAGGUGAAUAUGGAUUAUAGUGGUUGGGCAUGAAUUUGAGUUAGUGGCGUGAUGCUAGCUUUGUCAAUGUGGUAAUGCCUAUGCUCACUUCCAUGAUAUUAUAUGCAAUAAUGCAUUGAGUAUAGUUGGUUUAUGCAGUCUGUUGGUGGUGCAGAAGGGUGAACUACGGGUGAACGGUGUUGUCGAUUCAAAUCUUGUGGUUCUUCUCCAUUCAGAUUCAUAAGUUUCUUCAUUGUUGAGAUGUUAUUACGAUGAAUUUGAUAAAAUCACGAUAACACAGAAAUUAAAUGUAGAAAUUAUAAAAUGUAGCUUUAGCCAAAAUUGUGGUGAUCUGCUGUGAUUUUGUCAAUGUUAUCGCUAAACCAAACAUGCAUUGAGAAACGUUUCGGCUAUCCUAUAAAGAAGCAUGGUUUUAUAUAAACAAAGUUUCUUAAAAUCCA
Trifolium pratense (red clover) is the source of this 9100-nucleotide messenger RNA. Its product is annotated as DExH-box ATP-dependent RNA helicase DExH12-like. The record is from RefSeq and is a predicted model, not a curated record. Gene Ontology annotation, molecular function: nucleic acid binding; ATP binding; ATP hydrolysis activity. The transcript is spliced from 4 exons. NCBI's taxonomy places the organism in Eukaryota, Viridiplantae, Streptophyta, Magnoliopsida, Fabales, Fabaceae. Gene Ontology annotation, cellular component: nucleus. Bases 15 to 6632 code for a protein of 2205 amino acids.